Molecule: messenger RNA, 3061 nt
Organism: Rana temporaria (common frog)
Lineage: Eukaryota; Metazoa; Chordata; Amphibia; Anura; Ranidae
Gene: PTP4A2
Product: protein tyrosine phosphatase 4A2
Exons: 6
Coding region: 745-1248 (167 amino acids)
Biological process (GO): protein dephosphorylation
Cellular component (GO): nucleus
Molecular function (GO): protein tyrosine phosphatase activity
Source: RefSeq, a predicted model, not a curated record
GGCCGUAGAGUGGGCGGAUCAGAGCGCUGCGUUGUGUCAGAGGUAUCAUAGCGGCCGGAACCGUCAGAGGAAGAGAGGGGAGAUCGUGCGUGUGCGGUGAUACUGGCACUGACAGCCCGAAUUCAAUGAACAGCUCGCCUGGUUCCUCUUGGAAUAUACGUCGCACAUUUAUGGCGAUUCGGCGCAUAAGCACAGAAUACUGCCAGGCUCAGCACAGCGUUGGUGCAGACAAGUGAGCAGAGAGGCCUCUCGGUGACCCACCUGAGCCCACCCAUCCAUGUCCUGCACUCACACUCGCCAACCGCAGAAAAGCAUAUGGGCGUUCUAACUUAUUAUUUCACCUCACAGCCGCAUAUUUUUCACUACUUUUUAUUUUUUCCUUUUGUGAAGGGAAGAAUCGUACGGGGGAAAUCUUCUCCUUUAAUGAGUGCCUCAUUGCUGUAGGGACCAUUGGUCACUAUAGACGCGCAUAUAUAUUUUUUUUUUCCCAAGCUCUCUUCCCCCUUACUAGAAGUAAUGUGAGGGAUAUCUCUUGGAUGCUCUACUGCAUCCCACGAAAAUUGGUCACAAAACUAACAUCUCUCAAUUGGGACUUUGCAAUAACAGAGUAACCUUUUCCACCUGCAAAUAUAUAAAUAUAUUUUUCUUUGUAGAAUUUUUUUAAUAUUUUCUGCUGUGAAUUUUUUUUGAGGAUUUUUUUUUUUUUUUUAAAUAAAUAAACCUUAUUUUUUUAAAGUUAUCAUAAUGAACCGUCCUGCUCCAGUGGAAAUAUCUUAUGAGUGUAUGCGUUUUCUAAUUACUCACAAUCCAACAAAUGCCACCCUCAACAAAUUCACAGAGGAGCUUAAGAAAUAUGGCGUCACCACUGUAGUGAGGGUCUGUGAAGCCACCUAUGACAAGGCUCCGGUAGAAAAGGAAGGCAUCCAAGUGUUUGACUGGCCAUUUGAUGAUGGAGCUUCACCCCCUACGCAGAUAGUUGAAGAUUGGCUGAAUCUAUUAAAAAACAAAUUUCGAGAAGAACCACGUUCCUGCAUUGCUGUCCACUGUGUGGCAGGAUUGGGCAGGGCCCCUGUGCUGGUUGCUCUAGCGCUGAUUGAAUGUGGAAUGAAGUACGAGGACGCUGUGCAGUUUAUCAGGGAGAAGCGGAGAGGAGCAUUUAACGCCAAACAGUUGAUGUACCUAGAGAAGUACAAGCCCAAGAUGCGUCUGCGAUUCAAGGAAACCAACGGACACUGCUGUAUGCAAUAACGUGGAAUUGAACACAGCGGUUUAAACCAGGCCUUUGUGACCACGGGCAAUGGAUCAAGAUGAGUUGUAUGAUCCUACAACGGAAGACUGGUCUCUCACCUCCGUCCUUUCAAAAGCAACUGCAGUAGGUGCCACGUUCACCAAAAAAAAUAAAAAUGCAACUUCUAGUUUGUUUUCCUCCUACUUCAUUUGGUAAACGGACGGAUUAUAGAAUUUCUACAUUCACAUAUGUAAUUAAUGUUGACAUCAGCGUGCAGGGGAGAAUUUAAAAUGCUUGAGUAUAUAAAUAGUAUUUCUGCUCAAGUAUCGAAUAUUACACGGGACAGCAGAGCGCAUCUGUGAAGAUGUCAUUGAAAUCAUGUACACAAAUCCCUAUAUUGAAGUGCAGUAAGAAGAUACUGGGGCAGUUGAUUGGACCAAAUGAAUGUGAAGUUGACAAUAGUGUUUUUGUUUUUUUUUAAAUCCCUUCAGCUCAGGGGCAGGAAGAUGUGAAUAAAAUGUAGAUGACCCCCCUCCCCCAAAUAAAGCAAAUUUUGUGCAGGCUCCAACGUAAUUACUCCUUUUUCCUUUCUAGUAAAUGAUCCAAAGUGAGGUCUGCAGGACAGGUUGUGAGACUGAACAUCUGUACUGCUCAGGGCUCAUCGCAUCUCUUUGCUGCCAUAGCUAGUUGUAAUGACACUUUGUUUGAACACUGCCUCUUAGCCUUAAGCCAAAACCCCUCUGUUUUUUGGGGCAGCUAACCAUCCAAAAACACUUAAAGCAAAAUUAAAUCUUCUAAUCUCCCCUGAUUCUGUCCAAAACAAUACUUUCUGGUAUAAAUGCCAUAUAAUACAAGGCUGAUGCCAAAACAUAGAUGUGUCUGUGAUUUAAAAACCCGCAGCCGUAUUUUGCACUGCAUCUGUUAAACUGCUGCUUUAUUCUGGCAGCAUUCGGUGCUGCUUUCAUUGGGCUUUUUCUGUUACGUGCAAUCUCCCCCUUUUUUUGUUUUUGCCCUUCCCUCCCAUCUCCAUUGAAUCUCCCAGCUGAACUAUAGUAGAAAGUGUACUCUCUGUAACCUGGUUUGCAAGGUGUAUUGCUUGCCGUUGGGCAGCAGAAGUUACCAAUCUAAAUCCAAGCUAAUGAGUCAUAAUUAAAUUGCAGAGAAGGAAACGUGUACGAGUUUAUUUGCUUUAUUGAAACUCUAUUAUGCAUUGUUAGGGCAAGCUGCUGUGAAGAGAUGUAUUGUAUUUCCAAGCAAUCCUCUUACGUAAUCCCAACCUGCAUUAAUCAGGGCAGUUUCGCAUACACUCAAUAAUGCGCAAUUCAAUUGCGCUUCGGCCACGUAAUCCAAUAAAUUCCACAGUCCUGAUUUUUGGGACUGCAUAUUAUGUGCAAGCAAGAGAGUUGCAAUAUACUAUCACUGUUUAAGAACCUCAUGAACUUGAAAAUCUUGUGUUGCUGCUUAAAAAACAAAAAGAUCAAGGGAGUGAUGUAGACAUCACCAAAUUUCAUGUUGUCUAGUCCUGUCUGGCUGCAUUUUCUACAGAGACUUUGCCCAGUGAGUUUAAAAUGCUUUUCUCCCUUGUACUUCUGAAAGUGGGAAUGUUGUGCCUAAACUCCCUUUCUUCCCACUUAUGAUAGAAUAGUACUUACAAGGGUCAAAACAGCAAGUGCUUAUCAAUUGUAACUUAUUUUUAACUCGGUUUGUUUACUGCUUCUGUGAGAUGCAGUGACUAAAGGAGGUGUCGAGACAGAGGUGAUCGAAGUGUAAAUCAAGUGCUAGAAAAUACCUUGAUCUCAUGAAACGUGUUCAAUAAAUAUUUUACACAUUCUA